Messenger RNA from Rosa rugosa (rugosa rose), 701 nucleotides. RefSeq lists its product as uncharacterized. Gene Ontology annotation, molecular function: RNA binding. The record is from RefSeq and is a predicted model, not a curated record. Gene Ontology annotation, biological process: spliceosomal snRNP assembly; RNA splicing. NCBI's taxonomy places the organism in Eukaryota, Viridiplantae, Streptophyta, Magnoliopsida, Rosales, Rosaceae. The transcript has 6 exons. Bases 189 to 491 code for a protein of 100 amino acids. Gene Ontology annotation, cellular component: U4/U6 x U5 tri-snRNP complex; U1 snRNP; U5 snRNP.
CUCCCUUCCUCUCUCUCGUAGAUUUGCUUUGGCGACGCAUCUUCCUCUCACAGCAAAAGGUUUUGACGUGCAGUUCCUGGAUCAAGUCUAGAAGACCUUACCUUCAGCUCAGGAUGUCCAGCAGGCCAAUGGAAGAAGAUGAUUUUAACUUGGCCUCGGGGAGUUUCUCAGUCCCAUAAGUACUGUAAAUGGGUGCCAGGAAUGAAGAAGAGGAGUUCAAUACAGGACCACUCUCGAUUCUCAUGAUGAGUGUCAAGAAUCAUACACAGGUCCUCAUCAAUUGCCGCAACAACAGAAAGCUUUUUGGCACUGUGAGAGCAUUUGAUUGGCACUGCAACAUGGUUCUGGAAAAUGUCAAGGAGAUGUGGACUGAGGUUCCAAGGACCGGAAAAGGCAAGAAGAAAGCCCAAGCGGUAAACAAAGACAGGUUCAUCAGCAAGAUGUUUAUCCGUGGAGAUUCUGUAAUCAUCGUUCUCAGGAAUCCCAAAUGAAAUGUUUUGCGGCAUCGACAAUUCUAAUGUUUUGUAGGAGAAAUGAUAAAGACUGCUGAAAAAUCAUACUAUGAUCGGGAAUGGAAAACCCAUUUUAGAGCAACUUGAAGAGUGCUGUAGUAUAGCCUUACCUAAUUUUAACAUUAAUCUCUGAUGCGAAACUGUUAACAUGAUCAAUAUUGUAGUAAAUCUCAACUUUGCAUUAUCAUC